AUGGAAACACCAGAACCAAACACUCAACCUAUUAAUACUACUUCUUCUUUAUCACUUCCUAAACUCUGUAAAAAGACUAAUUCUCAUAAAAUAGAAAACCUUAUUGAGUACUCUCAUGUUCCUGAAGAUGCUCAAAUUUCUGAAACAAUACCUCCUUUAUUGAGUUCGUACAACAUCUUCAAAAGACAAAGAUGUGUUACCAGAUCCAUCCGAAAUCUUAUCUCUACCAAUCGCCCUCAUAUGAAAGAGUACGUCCAGUCAUCUAGACUAGACCAAUGCAGCCUAAGAGCUACAAACCAAGAACAAUACGUAGAUCUGGAGAUUCCCCAAUAUCUCAUAAACCACUGGAAAACUGAAGGAUAUACAGCCUUACACUUCGGGGUUGUCAAACUCAUCCUUUCUCUUCAUGGAAGGAAGAACCAACCCGUCUUUUGCAAAAUAGCUCUUCUGGACUCCAGCUACCUCCACUAUGAAAAUGUUGUGAUAGAAACUGUUCUAACUACACUUCAUGCAGGAAGUGUCGUCCUCACCAUCUUCCCUAACUAUAAUGUGAGUCUUAAUGAUAACACCUUGUCCACAAGACUGAAAGUACAGAUCCAAAUCACCGGAACUGACCAAGUGCCUGAAGCUAUGUCAGCUACCCUCCAUCACCAGAUAAUAUACCGCUUACAAAAUCACUCGAUAGAUCUUCCUAUCUCAGGGUGCUCUUAUGAUUCACUAUUGGUUGUCACCAAUAGAGAAGAAGACAUACCCUCCAUAGUCCAGAUUCCAAGAAAGAUCACAAGGGAAUAA
This is a messenger RNA of Lathyrus sativus (Indian pea), 792 nucleotides long. The record is from the annotation of a GenBank genome assembly. NCBI's taxonomy places the organism in Eukaryota, Viridiplantae, Streptophyta, Magnoliopsida, Fabales, Fabaceae.